Messenger RNA from Didymodactylos carnosus, 1620 nucleotides. Lineage: Eukaryota; Metazoa; Rotifera; Eurotatoria; Philodinida; Philodinidae. The record is from the annotation of a GenBank genome assembly.
AUGUUUCUCACCAUUACCCUAUCCAUUAUUCUCGCACUCCUCUUACUCGUACUACUUCUUACCUAUAAAAUUGGAAAUACCUAUCGAUAUUUUGUCGUACAAUCAAUUCCCGGGCCACGUCCGUCCUUCAUCUUCGGUAAUCUUCUUCCCUUAUGGCAGUCAACAAUCACCGGUAACGGUAUCAGUCGUCAGUUGGAAAAAUGGACAAAGGAAUUUGGUUCGGUCUAUGGAUUAUUCGAAGGUUUUCGACAACCACGUGUAUGGGUUGUAUCAGAUAUUAAAUUUAUUGAAAAUGUAUUUAUAAAACAAUUUUCAUCGUUUAUACCACGUAAACCAGUUGCAUUGAUUAAUAAUCCAAAUGAAAAGAAUCCAAAUUUGAUUACAGCCGUUGGACAUUCGUGGAAACGACAUCGACAAAUUAUGAAUCCAACAUUUUCAACUUUGAAAUUGAAGGAUAUGUUACCAUUAAUGAACUCCUGUGUCACUCAAUUUCUUUCUAAACUACCUACGAACAUCGACUUUAAUGUCUAUGCUUUUUACAAACGUCUUACAUUUGAUGUUAUCUGCUCAUGUGGUUUCGGUUUACAGCAAUCGUCAUCUUCAACAUCAUCAUCACCUACCAUCAUAUCAAAAACGACGUAUGAAGAUUAUUUUGAAAAAACAAAAGAAUUGUUUUCAACUGAUUUAACGCAACGUUGGUGGUUGAGACUCACAGUUGUACUCGGUUCAAUGUCAUUGUUGUCACGUAUGAUUGAAAAAUUUAUUCGUCUAGCAGAUAGUUUGAAAAGAUAUUUGAAUGAAUGUGAAAUUUUACCAUUGAAAUGGAGAAUGAAAUUUGUUGAAUUACCACGAUUUUGGUUAAAUGAUCGUGUUAGUGAAAUUGUUGAUCGAGCUGAAAUUGAUGAUUCUGAUGGAAUGAAAAGAAAUGAUUUUGUACAUAUAUUAUUGAGAGCAUUGAAGAAGGAUUCGGAAUCCGGUUCAAUGUCAUACGGUGAAAUAUUAAACAAUAUCUCAUUAUUUAUGGCUGCUGGUUAUGAAACAUCAUCAUCUGCUUUAGCAUAUUCAACAUAUGUCUUAGCAACACAUAUGGAUGAACAAUUAAAAUUACAGAUGGAAAUUGAUGAUGUUGAUUUCGUUGAAAAUGGACUUGAUUAUGAUAGUAUAAUAAGGAAAUUUGAAUAUCUAGAUCGUUUUAUACGUGAAGUAUUACGAAUGUAUCCAAUACCACCACAAGUUAUUAAUCGACAGUGUGAACAUGAUACAACGGUGACGGAUAGUAAUGGACGAGAAUAUAUGAUUAAAAAAGGUGAUAUCGUUCAACCGGAUAUCUAUUCGAUUCAUUAUUCAUCGGAUUACUGGGGCUCCGUUGAUCCGUAUAUUUUCUAUCCUGAUCGUCAUCUGUCAAUACCUCCACAUACACCAUCAUUCUUAGCAUUUGGCUUAGGACCACGUCAUUGUAUUGGUAUGCGUUUUGCACUGUUGGAAAUUAAAUUAACAUUAAUACGUUUGUUAAAGAAUUAUACGAUUGUAAAAAGUGAUCAAUUAGAUGAAAAAUGGAAUAUAAAUGAAAAACGUGUUAUAACACCAGAUGAAUGUUGGAUUAAACUAGAAAAACGUUAG